Cyclopterus lumpus (lumpfish) is the source of this 1294-nucleotide messenger RNA. It is a transcript of the gene sept3, whose product is annotated as septin 3. Bases 101 to 1294 code for a protein of 397 amino acids. NCBI's taxonomy places the organism in Eukaryota, Metazoa, Chordata, Actinopteri, Perciformes, Cyclopteridae. The transcript is spliced from 10 exons. Gene Ontology annotation, biological process: cytoskeleton-dependent cytokinesis. Gene Ontology annotation, molecular function: molecular adaptor activity; GTP binding; GTPase activity. Gene Ontology annotation, cellular component: septin complex; septin ring; microtubule cytoskeleton. The record is from RefSeq and is a predicted model, not a curated record.
CUCGUCGCCGCUCUGUUUCGGAUGCACGUCUCUUUGGACCGAGAGCGACAUUUUGAUCAGCCGAAAGCAGACUAGCGGCGUCAACUGACCGGGAAUCGACAUGUCAGACCAAGUUCCCCCAGAGGUGAGACCCAAACCGGCCGUCCCCGCCAAGCCCCCAAAUGUGGGUGCUCCUUCCCCUUCCAGCGCCUUCCCGCCCCAGGGCUUCGGAGGAGGAGGAGCUUCAUCUCUGCCUCCGAGUGCCAUUCCGGUCCCCAUCGGGAGUCACGUUGCCAGCCACGGCGCGGGCCACGUCGGUGGUCUCGCCGCAGCACACAACGGAGGUCAUGCAGGCUCCCACAGGUCCGCCGGUGGAUCCAUUUUGCUGGGCUAUAUUGGUAUCGACACCAUCAUCGAGCAGAUGAGGAAGAAGACCAUGAAGACGGGCUUUGACUUCAACAUCAUGGUAGUCGGUAACAGCGGCCUCGGAAAGUCAACUCUGGUAAACACCCUGUUCAAGUCCCAGGUGAGCCGGAGGAGUGCAGGGUGGGCCCGCGAUGACAAGAUCCCCAAAACUGUCGAGAUCAAAGCCGUGUCCCACGUCCUCGAGGAGGGCGGUGUGAAGAUGAAGCUGACAGUCGUGGACACCCCGGGCUUUGGAGACCUAAUCAACAACGACAACUGCUGGGAUCCCAUUUCCAAGUACAUCAACGAGCAGUACGAGAAGUUCCUGAAGGAGGAGGUCAACAUCACCAGGAAGAAGCGCAUCCCCGACACCAGGGUGCACUGCUGCAUAUAUUUCAUCUCCCCGACUGGACACUCACUUCGGUCGCUCGACAUCGAGUUCAUGAAGCGCUUGAGUCACUCGGUCAACAUUAUUCCCAUCAUCGCGAAGUCGGACACGAUGACCAUCGAGGAGAGGCUGGAGUUCAAACAAAGGGUAAGGAAGGAGCUGGAGAUGGCUGGGAUUGAGUUCUACCCACAGAAGGAGUUCGAUGAGGACAUGGAGGACAAGAGCGACAAUGACAAGAUCAGAGAGGCGAUACCCUUCGCUGUGGUGGGCAGCGACAAAGAAUAUCAAGUGAACGGCAAACGGGUUCUGGGGAGGAAAACGGCGUGGGGCAUCGUAGAAGUUGAAAACCCAAACCAUUGUGAGUUUGCUCUGCUGAGAGACUUCCUGAUCAGGUCUCACCUCCAGGAUUUGAAGGAGGUCACUCACAACAUUCACUAUGAAACCUAUCGUGCCAAGAGACUGAACGAGAACGGCGGUCUCCACCCCAUAUCCUCCAACGGCACCCAAGAAAGCAACCUGUAG